GUCACACUACUGCCCGACUACUGCCGGCCUUAUCGGCCGCUCGCUAAUCAGAUGUGAUAACGGGAGUCUCCGCCAGGUCUCCGCUCUCGUUUCUCAAAGCAGUCGAAGGGUCCUUUCAUUUCUUCGACAGACCCUCACCCGGAACGAUGUCGGACGUGCGGGAUCUCUCUGCCCUAAACAGCUCUGCUCAGGAGCUUGUGCGGCUCAGUGUGGGCGUCCGCGAGAAAGCCUACUGCCCCUACAGCCGCUUUAAGGUCGGCGCCGCCCUCGUGUGCGACGACGGUACCACCUUCACCGGCGUCAACGUCGAGAACUCCUCGUACGGCGCCACUAUCUGCGCCGAGCGCUCAGCCCUUGUCGCGGCCGUCACCGCAGGACACCGCAAGUUCAAAAGGAUCUGUGUUAGCGCCGAGGCAACCAGCACCACUGGCUUCAUCUCGCCUUGCGGUGUUUGCCGCCAGUUCAUGAGCGAAUUCGGGGACUUUGAUGUCAUGCUGGUCCGCCCCUCAGACAAGCGAGUGCUGUUUACCUCCGUGCAUCACCUUCUGCCUAUCAACCUGGACCCGCUGCAGGAGUUCCUCACCACCGGAAGCUAAUUCAAUCAUCAAGCUUUUUAUGUUUUGGAUCGACUGAUUGCGUAGUUAAUUGAAUAAGGCAAAGUAAUUAUUAUUGUUAGCGUUCGUUAGACCUGUUGAACGUUUGCUCGUUCAUUUGACUAUUUUUAGCGAUUUUAUGACACUCGCAGUGCAAAUUUUAGCACAGUAUUACUAAAUAUUAACAUCACGCACGAAAGCCUGUAAACAUCCUAAAUAUAGAUGAAGUACCUGUCGA
Messenger RNA from Cloeon dipterum, 831 nucleotides. RefSeq names its product probable cytidine deaminase. NCBI's taxonomy places the organism in Eukaryota, Metazoa, Arthropoda, Insecta, Ephemeroptera, Baetidae. Gene Ontology annotation, cellular component: cytosol. Bases 147 to 596 code for a protein of 149 amino acids. The transcript has 3 exons. The record is from RefSeq and is a predicted model, not a curated record. Gene Ontology annotation, molecular function: zinc ion binding; cytidine deaminase activity.